Molecule: messenger RNA, 1215 nt
Organism: Drosophila kikkawai
Lineage: Eukaryota; Metazoa; Arthropoda; Insecta; Diptera; Drosophilidae
Product: L-asparaginase-like protein GG20738
Biological process (GO): protein deglycosylation
Cellular component (GO): lysosome; cytoplasm
Molecular function (GO): beta-aspartyl-peptidase activity; N4-(beta-N-acetylglucosaminyl)-L-asparaginase activity; asparaginase activity
Source: RefSeq, a predicted model, not a curated record
AUGAGGUGUAGCCUUCACCUGCUUAUCCUGCUCCUUCCGCUGCUUAAAUCCCCCUGCACGGUUCAGGAAAAGACCAGCAACCAAGAAAAUCAAACCAAAAAACCCCUUAAAACCAAGAUUCAUCCUCUGGUGAUCAGUACCUGGAGCUAUAGGGAUGCCAAUCUGCAGGCCUGGAGUGUCUUGAUGGAAGGACCUCGCCGUACCCGCCAAGCUGUGAUCCAGGGCUGCCUGGCCUGUCUGCACAAGCGAUGUGGUCGCCUUCUGGCCGAAGGAUCUUCACCGGAUGAGGCAGGAAAUCUCACAUACGAAGCAGCCAUCAUGGAUGGUGAGACCUUGAAGUUUGGCGCCGUUGCUGGGCUGGAGGGUGUUCGGCAUGCCAUCCUCGUGGCGGAUUCCGUCCUGCAGUACACAAAGCACUCGCUGAUUGUGGGCGAAAGUGCUGGAAUAUUUGCCAAAUCCCUGGGCUACCAGGAGGAGGAGCCACUCUCGAGUCCCUACACCAAGGAAGUCCUCAGUGAAUGGCGAAUGCAACGCUGUCAGCCGAAUUUCUGGCGCGAUGUUCUUCCCUCGGAGUCGGAUAAUUGUGGUCCCUACUCUCCGUUGGCGGAGCAUCUUCUCCGCCCGCAGCCCCUACGCCAGGAAUAUCUCAUCCAGCAGGGUCAACACGAUCAACUGGCCUUCCUGGCCCUGGACGGCGAGGGUCGCUUGCAUGUGGCCAGCCACUCGAGUGGAGCUCAGUUCCGGAUUCCGGGACGCGUGGGGGACUCGGCGGUGCCGGGUGCCGGGAUCUAUGCAGAUAACGAGGUGGGCGGUGCUGUGGUCAGCGGGGACGGUGAUGUCCUGAUGCGACACCUGCCCGCCUUCCUCGCCGUGGAAGCCCUGCGAGCGGGUCAGAGUAUAUACCAGGCCGCCGAGUCGGUCAUCCAGAGAAUGCUGAAACACAAUACGGAGUUCAAUGGCGGCAUUGUGGUGGUCACUCGUCUGGGCUCCUAUGCUGCCGCCUGUGCAGGAAUGGAUGAGUUCCAGUUCGUGGUCAGCGGCGGCCAGGAAUACCAAAGCAUGGCGCGUGAGGAGAGGAUCCAGUGUGUGGACCGGAAGGAUAUCAUACUUGAAGGACCCAAAGGAAUCUUCCUACGCGUUCCCGAGAAAAUUACGGGGAAUACGUAAAGGAAAGAGUCGAGAAAAGUCAAGAAAAGUUGAAGAAAUACGAAGGAA